AUGAGGAAUGUCUGGCAGAAACUAAAAAGAGUGAAGCAGGCUAUGAAGGUUUUAAACAAUAAUAAAUAUAAUUCUAUUGGUGAUCGGAUCAAGGUAUGCAGGCAAAGACUAAUUGCUUUACAAGAACAAAUGAAGGAUCCCGGUCAAUCUGAGGCCCUAGUAGCUGAUGAAAAAGAAAUGCAAGUACAGUUGGAGAAAUGGUUAGGGGUGGAGGAAAGUAUUAUGAAGAAGAAGUCAAGAGUAAAAUGGUUAAAGCUAGGUGAUGCCAAUACAACAUAUUUCUUUGCAAGUAUGAAAAACAGAUGCAGCCAGAAGAAAAUCAGAAGACUAGUAAAGUAUAAUGGGGAUACAAUGCAAACAAGGCAGGGAAUUGAGGAGGAAGUGACAGGGUUCUACCAACAACUAUUAAGUUCCUCAGCAAAUGUGUUACCUGCUAUUAAUCCAGCUGUCAUGAGAGAUGGUCCUAUGGUGAACAGAGUGCAACAAAUGCAACUGAUAACAGAGAAAGCUUGGCCUGCAAUAGGAGACACAAUUACAGAUGCAGUAAUGGAGUUCUUCUCAAGUUCAACUAUGUACCAGCCUAUAAAUUGUACAACAGUAACAUUUGUACCUAAGGUCAUAACUAAUAGAUUACAAGGAGUGAUGGAUGGGUUGGUGGAUAAAAGUCAGUCAGCUUUUGUUCCUAGGAGACUGAUAAAUGACAACAUAAUAUUUAGUCAUGAGUUAGUUAAAGGGUAUGGCUUGAAAGGUAUUUCUCUUAGAUGCAUGAUGAAAAUGGAUAUGAAGAAGGCUUAUGACUUAGUUGAAUGGGGCUAUUUAGAGCAGGCAUCAGGGCUAGUGGCAAAUGCUGAUAAAAGCUCCAUAUUUUUUGGUGGAGUGCAUAAUGACAAGCAACAGGAGAUUUUACAAGUUCUAGAUUUUGUCAAAGGAACAUUACCAGUUAGAUACUUGGGAGUGCCUCUCAGCUCUAAGAGAUUAUCAUUGAUUCAGUGUCAGCCUCUACUUGAAAAGAUGCUAGGGAGAAUUCGAUCUUGGACAUCAAAGCUCAUGUCCUAUGCAGGAAGAGUUCAGUUAAUUAAGAGUGUGCUAUUCUCUAUUCAAGUGUUCUGGUCUCAGGUGUUUUUGUUGCCAAAAAAACUGAUUCAGCUUAUUGAAAGAAUGUGUCAAACAUUUCUAUGGACUGGGGGUGUGGAAGUAUCAAAGAAAGCUUUAUUGUCAUGGGAAAGUUUGUGUAAGCCUAAAGCAGCAGGUGGCUUAAAUUUUCUUGAUGUAGAGGCCUGGAAUAAGUACAAGAAACAGAAUUCACUGUGGACAAUUCAGCCAAAGCAAGCUUCAUGGAUGGUACAGAAGAUCCUGAAAGCCAAAAAAUACUUUGAGGAAGCUGGCUAUACAGAGGAGGAUGUAGAGGGAAUAAGAAGUUUCUCCAUUAAGACUAUGUAUGUGAAGAUUCAAGGUGAAUUUGCUAGAGUGUCAUGGAGAAAACUGGUGUUUAACAAUGCUGGGUUGCCAAAGUGGAUCUUUCCAGUAUUCCUAUCGGCACAUCGAAGGCUACUGACUAAAGACAGAUUGAGGGGAUGGGGCUAUGUGGAAGAUGCAACCUGUUCAUUAUGUAAUACUGAGGAGGAAACCAUUGAUCACUUGUUCUUUAGCUGUCCUUAUUCUUCAAGAGUAGUCUGUACCAUGUAUGGCAAGAGAGGAAUGGCAGAAUUUUCAAAGGAGAACAGCGAUCAGUAG
Molecule: messenger RNA, 1734 nt
Organism: Nicotiana attenuata
Lineage: Eukaryota; Viridiplantae; Streptophyta; Magnoliopsida; Solanales; Solanaceae
Exons: 6
Coding region: 1-1734 (577 amino acids)
Source: RefSeq, a predicted model, not a curated record